AUUGAAGGAAUGUAAGAGACUUCCCUAAACUUUCCUGUUGCUGUUCUCUCCGGGCUUCCCGGUAAAUCUGUUUCUGCUCCGACUGCAGUGGUAUUGACUGCAUUGCAGGCACACGCACACUUCACUCAGGUUCCUUAAUUAGCUUCAUCUUAUUUUAGUUUAUGUAAACCAUGUUCUCUUUUUAUUACAUAAACUAUUUCUUUCUCCCUCAACCACUUGUGGUGCUCUAGGCAGUUUGCUUCCAAACCAGAGGGCUAAAUUUAAUCCCCCACUCCCCAUUCAGCUUUCUCCAUUUGCAGUAUUUUUUUUGUAUUUUUUUUUCCUUUCUUUUCUUUUUUUGGGUAGGUUUGGGGUUUUUUUUUUUCCUUCUUUCCAAGAGGCUGGGCUUCCUUUUCUGUCCAUAAGCCCUCCUAUUUCCCCCUGCCCCCUGGAUGCCUGCCUACCUUUACUCUAAAAUCCAGAGGAGGAUCCAAUACACUUAGUUUGCCAGCUCUUCAAGAGGUAUCUAAGGAGGCUGACAGGAGUUUGAUGGUCUCUCUUGCAGCCAGUGGCAGCUAACGUGGUCUGAAACCCUCUCUCUCUUUUUGCCAUUCACACACAGUACUUACUCUUCAAGCCUGCUGCUGCUGCCACUGCCUGAAAGGACCUGAAAUACCACACAGGGAAUUCUGAUUUCUUCUGGGGAACCAGGGAAAGAACAAAAAGAAAGGCAGGAAAACUCAUCUGGAGAUUGUGAAGAAGACAUACAGUAACAGCAAGAAGUGGCAAGCUCUUUCCUUCUUGAAUGCUGACAAAGACCUCGUUUCUCUGCCAGGUGUAUGGGACUUAGAUUCUGGAAGCACUGCACUGAACUGUUAAAGGUAAACUAUGACCACUUUACUAUUAGUGUUUGUGUGUUUGCAAGUCAUCACCGCAGCUGCCUCUGUGGAGCUCUCAGACAGUAGUGAUGGCCUGGAAGUCAAGAUACCUGAGCAGUCACCCCUACGUGUUAUCCUGGGAAGCUCCCUGAACAUCCCAUGUUACUUCAACAUCCCAGAGGAAGAGGACACCAGUGCUCUACUAACCCCACGGAUCAAAUGGAGCAAGCUCUCCAAUGGAACCGAAGUUGUCUUGCUAGUGGCUACCGGUGGGAAAAUCCGGCUCAACACCGAGUACAGGGAGGUGAUCUCUUUGCCCAAUUACCCGGCCAUCCCUACCGAUGCCUCUUUGGAAAUCAAGGCCCUGAGAUCCAACCACACUGGGAUUUAUCGCUGUGAAGUGAUGUAUGGGAUUGAGGACAGACAAGACACAAUAGAGGUCAUAGUGAAAGGCGUCGUAUUCCACUACAGAGCAAUCUCCACAAGGUACACCUUGAACUUUGAGAAAGCAAAGCAGGCCUGUAUCCAGAACAGCGCUGUCAUUGCCACUCCGGAGCAGCUGCAAGCUGCCUACGAGGAUGGGUACGAGCAGUGUGAUGCUGGCUGGCUGGCUGAUCAGACUGUCAGGUACCCCAUCCACUGGCCCCGGGAGCGCUGCUACGGUGACAAGGAUGAAUUUCCAGGAGUGAGGACCUAUGGCAUCCGUGAGCCAGAUGAAACCUAUGAUGUUUACUGCUAUGCAGAGCAAAUGCAAGGUAAAGUCUUUUACGCCACCGCCCCCGAGAAGUUCACCUUCCAAGAAGCUUUUGACAAGUGCCGCAGCCUGGGGGCCCGUUUGGCCACCACCGGGGAGCUGUACCUGGCCUGGAAGGAUGGCAUGGAUGUGUGCAGUGCCGGCUGGCUGGCCGAUCGCAGCGUCCGCUACCCCAUCUCCAGAGCACGGCCCAACUGCGGAGGGAACCUGGUGGGAGUGCGCACAGUGUACCUGUACAUCAACCAGACUGGGUACCCUCACCCCAGCUCUCGCUACGACGCCAUCUGCUACAGCGGGGAUGACGUUGAGACUCUGGUGCCAGGGCAGUUCAUUGACGAGACUGGAAGCGAGCUGGGCAGCGCUUUCACUGUGCAGACCGUCACCCGCACCGAGGUGGAGCUGUCACUGCCCCGCAACGCCACCGAGGAGGAGGCCCGCGGCAGCAUCGCCACGCUGGAGCCCAUGGACAUCACCCCCACCGCCACCGAGCUCUAUGAGGGCUUCACUGUCCUGCCCGAUCUCUUUGCCACCGGUGUCACAGUAGAGACAGCGGCCCCAGAGGAGGAGAACAUGACCAGGGAGGAUGUCACGGGGGUGUGGGCUGUGCCUGAAGGGGUCACCACCAUCACCUUAGGCACUGCCAUCACCACCGAAGGAGCAGAGGUGAGCACGGUGGAAGAGGCCCUGGGGGUGACUGCCACACCAGGGCUGGAGCCCUCUUCAGUGUUCACAGUGGAAGAUCAGCUCGUGCAAGUGACAGCAGCUCCUGGUGUUGGUCUCCUCCCCGAGCAGCCCAUCUCCCCCACGGGUGUGGUGUUUCACUACCGUGCUGGCACCAGCAGAUACGCCUUCUCCUUCGUCCAAGCCCAACAGGCCUGCCUGGAGAACAACGCCGUUAUUGCCACUCCAGAACAGCUCCAGGCUGCCUAUGAGGCUGGGUUUGACCAGUGCGAUGCCGGCUGGCUGCGGGACCAGACGGUCAGGUAUCCCAUUGUGAACCCCCGAAGUAACUGUGUAGGAGACAAAGAGAACUCUCCGGGCGUACGGUCGUAUGGCAUGCGCCCAGCCUCAGAGACCUAUGAUGUGUACUGCUACAUUGACAGGCUCAAGGGCGAGGUGUUCUUUGCAACCCAGCCAGAGCAGUUCACCUUCCUAGAGGCUCAGCAGCACUGUGAGAGCCAAAACGCCACGCUGGCCUCUGUUGGCCAGCUCCAUGUUGCCUGGAAGCAGGGUCUGGACAGAUGCUAUGCUGGCUGGUUAGCCGACGGCAGCCUUCGCUAUCCCAUUGUGAACCCCCGUCCUGCCUGCGGUGGGGAUGCGCCUGGCGUGAGAACCAUCUACCAGCACUACAACCAGACGGGCUUUCCCGACCCACUGUCUCGGCAUCACGCCUUCUGCUUCAGAGCCCUGCCACCUGCGGAGGAGGAAGGGGUCACCUCGCUCUUUGAAGAAGAUGUGUUGGCAACCCAAGUGAUCCCUGGAGUGGAGGGGGUACCCUCUGGGGAGGAGGUGACCGUGGAGACAGAGUUUGCCACUCAACCUGAGAAUCAGACAGCCUGGGGGACUGAGGUGUUCCCAACCGAUGUGUCGCUGCUCUCAGUGACCCCAUCUGCUUUUCCCCCUACUACCAUAAUACCAGAGGAAACACCUACAGAUGCUUCCGUCAGCGAAGUGUCAGGGGAGGUGAUUGAGUCUGGAGAGCAUCAAGUCAGUGGCGAAUCUUCAGCAUCUGGCUGGGUAUCCGGAGUCCCGGAUACAAGUGGAGAACCAUCUUCUGGAGGUUUUGGACUUGGUGGAGAACACUCAGGGACUGGAGAAAGUGGAUUACCAUCAGUAGACCUGCACACCAGUGGCUUUCUACCUGAAGAAAGCGGGCUACCCUCAGGGGACCUGAGUGGUGUGACUUCUGGUGUUGUUGACAUCAGUGGCUUAUCUUCUGCAGAGGAAGAUGUAUCAGUGUCUAUUUCAAGGAUACCAGAGAUUAGUGGGAUGCCAUCUGGAGUGGAAAGCAGUGGGCUGCCUUUUGGAUUUAGUGGAGAAACAUCUGGCACUGAACUAGUCAGUGGCGUGUCAUCUGGAGAAGAAAGUGGACUCGCCUCUGGUUUUCCUACUGUCUCUCUUGUGGAUACCACAUUGGUGGAAGUUGCAACAACAGCACCAGAGCGGCAAGAGGAGGGAAAAGGAUCCAUUGGAGUCAGUGGUGAAGGAGACCUCUCAGGGCUCCCAUCCGCUGAGUGGGACACGAGUGGCAGAGCCCAAGGGUUACCACUGGGAGAAGAGCUCAGCGGGGAGCCCUCCGGAGGGCCUGAGCUCAGUGGGGAGCCUUCCGGGGUCCCUGAGCUCAGCAGGGAGCCCUCCGGAGGGCCUGAGCUCAGUGGGGAGCCUUCUGGGGUCCCUGAGCUCAGCGGGGAGCCCUCUGGAAGGUCUGAGCUCAGUGGGGAGCCUUCCGGGGUCCCUGAGCUCAGCGGGGAGCCCUCUGGAGGGCUUGAGCUCAGUGGGGAGCCUUCCGGGGUCCCUGAGCUCAGCGGGGAGCCCUCUGGAGGGCUUGAGCUCAGUGGGUUGCCCUCAGGACUGGAUGUCAGUGGAGAACCAUCUGGAACACAUGAGAUCAGUGGUCUGGUGGACAUGAGUGGCCUUCCUUCUGGUACUGAUGGAAGCGGUGAGGCCUCAGGAAUUACCUUUGUAGAUGCCAAUUUGGAAGAAGUGACCACAGCCCCCUCAGUUACUGGAGCAGAAGCAAAAGAGAUCUUGGAAAUCAGUGGGUUGCCUUCAGGAGGUGAACAUGCAUCAGGCAUGGCAUCUGGGAGCUCAGACAUCAGUGGGGAGCCUUCCGGGCACGUGGACUUUGGUGGGAGUGUUUCUGGAGUGUUUGAGAUGAGUGGGCAUCCAAGUGGAGUGAUUGACAGCAGUGGAGAAGUCUCUGGAGUCGAUGUCAGCAGUGGGCUACUGUCUGGAGAGGGAAGUGGACUCACCUCUGGCUUUCCCACAGUCUCUCUUGUGGAUACGACUUUGAUAGAAGCUGUAACACAGACAUCAGUUGCACAGGAGGUGGGAGAAGGGCCUUCUGGGGUAAUAGAAAUCAGUGGAUUUCCUUCUGGAGACAGAGGACUCUCUGGAGAAGGGUCUGGAGCCAUGGAGACCAGUGGGUUUCCUUCAGGGACAGGAGACUUCAGUGGAGAGCUAUCCGGGAUUCCAUACAUCACUGGAGACAUCCCUGGAGCCACAGAUCUAAGUGGCCAAUCUUCAGCAGUGACUGACGUUAGUGGGGAGGCCUCGGGGCUUCCAGAAGUCACUUUGGUCACUUCUGAUCUAGAAGUUGUGACAAGACCAACGGUAUCACAGGAGCUGGGUGGGGAAACAGCCGUCACGUUCCCCUACGGUUUUGGGCCAAGUGGUGAGGCCUCUGCAUCUGGUGAACUAAGUGGGGAAACAUCUGCAUUGCCAGAAAGUGGUGUAGAAACAUCAACAGCUUAUGAAAUCAGUGGUGAAACACCUGCAUUUCCUGAAACUGGUAUAGAAACAUCCACGACUCAAGAAAUCAGUGGUGAAACAUCUGCAUUUCAUGAAACUACUGUAGAAACAUCCACAGUUCAAGAAACCAGUGGGGAGACAUCUGCCUUUCCUGAAUUUAGCAUAGAAACAUCAGCAAUCCCAGAAAUCAGUGGGGAAACAUCUGCAUUUCCAGAAGUGUUCAUAGGAACAUCCACAAGUCAAGAAGCCAGGGGUGAAACAUCUGGCUACCCUGAAAUCAUCAUAGAAACAUCCACAGCUCAAGAAGUAAGUGGGGAAACCUCUGCGUUUCCUGAAAGCAGCAUGGAAACAUCCACAAUACAAGGAAUCAGUGGGGAAGCAUCUGCAUUUCCUGAGAUUCGAAUAGAAACAUCCACAAGUCAAGACAUCAGUGGGGAAACGUCUGCGUUUCCUGAAAUCAGGAUAGAAACGUUUACAAGUCAAGAAGCCAGGGGUGAGACGUCUGCUUACCCUGAAAUCAGCAUAGAAACAUCCACAGUCCAUGAAAAUAGUGGGGAAACAUCUGCUUUUCCCGAAAUCAGCAUUCAAACCUCAACAGUCCAUGAAAUCAGUGGAGAAACGUCUGCCUUUCCUGAAAUUACCAUAGAAACAUCGACAGUCCAUGAAAUCAGUGGAGAAAGUUCUGCAUUUCCUGAAAUCAGAAUAGAAACAUCCACAAAUCAAGAAGCCAGGGGUGAAACAUCUGCCUACCCUGAAAUUAGUAUAGAAACAUCCACAGUCCAUGAGACUAGUGGGGAAUCAUCUGCCUUUCCUGAAAUAAGCAUAGAAACAUCAACAGUCCACAAAACCAGUGGGGAAACAUCUGCAUUUCCUGAAAUCAGCAUAGAGACUUCGACGAUCCAUGAUAUUAGUGAGGAAAAUUCUGCCUUUCCUGAAAUUAGCAUAGAAACUUCAGCAGUCCAUGAAAUCAGUGGAGAAACAUCUCCCUUUCCUGAAAUUAGAAUAGAAACAUCCACAAGUCAAGAAGCCCGAGGUGAAACGUCUGCAUUUCCCGAGAUCAACAUAGAAACUUCUACAGUCCAUGAAAUCAGUGGGGAAACAUCUGCAUUCCCUGGGAUUAGCAUAGAAACACCAACGAGUCAAGAAGCCAGGGGUGAAACAUCUGCCUAUCCUGAAAUCAUCAUAGAAACAUCCACAGUUCAAGAAGUAAGUGGGGAAACGUCUGCGUUUCCUGAAGUCAGAAUAGAAACAUCCACAAACCAAGAAGCCAGGGGUGAAACAUCUGCAUUUCCUGAGACCAGCAUAGAAACAUCCACAGUCCAUGAAACCAGUGGGGAAACAUCUGCAUUUCCUGAAAUCAGCAGAGAAACAUCCACAGUCCAUGAAACCGGUGGAGAAGCAUCUGCAUUGCCUGCUGCUAACAUCGAUACAGCUGCUAGCACAGACAUAGCUGCCACAUCUUUGGCCAGUAGUGAGCCCACUGGUGCUCCUGAGAAGGAAAUUCCUGACGCAACAUCUGGAUCUGUGACGCACUCAAUUGCAGGGGAAGCCUCUGUCCCAGACACUGUAAUUAGUACCAGUGCUCCACAUGUGGAACCAACACAGGGACCCAGGAACCUUGAAGAGGCUCAGUUUGAAAUAGAGCCCUCUCCUCCCGCAGUGUCAGGACAAGAGAUGGAGGCAGCGGUUGUUCUAGACAAUCCCCAUCUGCUGGCCACUGCUACUGCUGCCCUGCCUCAAGUCCCACAAGAAGCAAUAGACACAUUAGGACCCACUGCAGAAGACACUGAUGAGUGCCACUCAAGCCCCUGUCUGAAUGGAGCUACCUGCGUUGAUGGCAUCGACUCUUUCAAAUGCUUAUGCCUUCCCAGCUACGGAGGGGACCUGUGUGAGAUCGACCAGGAAAACUGUGAGGAAGGCUGGACCAAGUUCCAAGGCCACUGCUAUAGACACUUUGAAGACAGGGAGACUUGGAUGGAUGCAGAGGCCAGAUGCCGACAACAUCAAGCCCACCUGAGCAGCAUCAUCACCCCAGAGGAGCAAGAGUUUGUGAACAGCCAUGCACAGGACUACCAGUGGAUUGGCCUCAGUGACAGAGCUGUGGAGAAUGAUUUCCGCUGGUCUGAUGGGCACUCCCUGCAAUUUGAGAACUGGAGGCCCAACCAACCCGAUAACUUCUUUGCGGCGGGUGAGGACUGCGUGGUGAUGAUCUGGCACGAGCAAGGCGAAUGGAACGAUGUUCCCUGCAACUAUCACCUCCCUUUCACCUGCAAGAAAGGAACAGUGGCCUGUGGGGACCCCCCUACGGUGGAGAACGCCAGGACCUUCGGUCGGAAGAAGGACCGCUAUGAAAUCAACUCCAUGGUGCGAUACCAGUGCAACCAAGGCUACAUCCAGCGCCACGUGCCCACGAUCCGGUGCCAGCCCAACGGGCAGUGGGAGGACCCGCGGAUAUCCUGCAUAAACCCCUCCAACUACCAGCGCAGGCUAUACAAAAGGAGCCCUAGGAGCCAGUCGAGACCCAGCGGCAGAGCCGUGCACAGACCCACCCAUUAGAGCGGGGCCAGAGAGAGACACCGAAAGUGAGAAACAGAGAUUUUUAACGGAACACUUCUAUUAACAGAGUCGAUUUCUCUUCUUCUUCUUCUUGUUGCUUUUUUUGUUGUUGUUGUCAUAUAAGGAAAAACAAAAAUUAUAUUAAAGACAAACCCACCUUUGUGUAUAUAUAUAAAAAAACAAUAAUUAAUGUGUUUUUUCCAAGCACCAAAGCAAAGCGAAUUAGAUCUCAGCAUUUCUACUAACUGUCCGGUUCCAAUUAUCUUCGUGCCUUCGGGGACAGGGAGGGGGGUGGGUUUGCAGAGGGCAGGGGGUUAAGUUAAAUAAUAAAGAUGAAUAUUUUGUCCUGAUUUUAUCCACGAACAAUGUAAUUAUUUCUGUUAUUUAAUCUCCAGGGUGAGCAGCACCUUUCUGGGGUUUUAUUUUAUUAUUAUUAUUGUUUCUUUUCCAGAAUCCUCCUACUGCUGCAGCACAUCAGGGCUGGGGGGGGAGGGCCCGGGGGGCUGUGGUGGAAGGAGCUAUAGGAGGAGGGGAGGCGAGGGGAUGCUGAGACCUGGGGGCUGCAGCCCCUCUCUGCUUCCCUGCCACCCCCCCCUGUCCUGGGACAACGUGCUCUUUCCAGGGGACCGUGCGGGGCACCAGCGUUCCCUGCACCUAUUUAUAUUUUUGAACAUAUCCUAUUUUGAAAGAAUGAUAAAUAAUAAAG
Messenger RNA from Neopsephotus bourkii (Bourke's parrot), 8344 nucleotides. RefSeq names its product aggrecan (gene ACAN). Gene Ontology annotation, biological process: cell adhesion. Gene Ontology annotation, molecular function: hyaluronic acid binding; calcium ion binding. The transcript is spliced from 18 exons. Lineage: Eukaryota; Metazoa; Chordata; Aves; Psittaciformes; Psittacidae. The coding region runs from base 868 to 7638 and encodes 2256 amino acids. The record is from RefSeq and is a predicted model, not a curated record.